Mesocricetus auratus (golden hamster) is the source of this 1732-nucleotide messenger RNA. RefSeq names its product deleted in lymphocytic leukemia 7 (gene Dleu7). The transcript is spliced from 2 exons. NCBI's taxonomy places the organism in Eukaryota, Metazoa, Chordata, Mammalia, Rodentia, Cricetidae. Bases 278 to 907 code for a protein of 209 amino acids. The record is from RefSeq and is a predicted model, not a curated record.
GAGGCGGAAGAAGCUGUGCUCAGCAUCUGGCUGAUGUUCAAGCGCUCUUGGGGCAGGCUUCAGGCAGCUUUGGGUCAUUUAGAACCCAUUUUGCCUGGAAUUGAAUGCAGGGGCAAGCUAGGGUCACCACCUGCGGGCUGGGGGCGGGGCAGGCCACACACGCUGAGGGACGUGGAGGCCGGGUGAGUUAGAAAAAUGUGACCCCAAGACCCCGAACGCUGCCAGGCUCCCUCUCCUGUGCUCCACCUGCUCGUCAGCGCCCAGCGGCCAGCCGGCCAUGGCUAGCCCUGCGCCCUUAGUGGCUUCCAUCAGCCACCAAAUGGUGGCUCUGCAGACCCUGCAGCUGCUACAGCAGGAGUGGGGCUGGGGCGACGGUCCUAGCGCCCCUGGAAGCCCGCGCGGCCCGGACCACGUGCCUGUCGCCCAGGCUCGUCACUCAGGCCAGAUGCGGACCCGGCGUGGGCAGGGACGCGGGGUCGCGGGAGUGCGGAGCUGCCCCGAAGCAGGUGGGCUGCGGGGCGCAGAGGGGGGCGCCGAGCUGCUGCCCUUCCCCCGGGACCGUGGACCCUGCACCCUGGCGCGAAUGGCGAUGCGCAGCGCGCUGGCCCGCGUGGUGGACUCGACCUCGGAGCUGGUCAGCGUAGAGCAGACUCUGCUUGGGCCUCUCCAGCAGGAGCGGUCCUUCCCCAUCCACUUGAAGGAUAGUGUUGAGUUUAGAAACAUCUGCAGUCACCUGGCCCUGCAAAUUGAAGGACAACAGUUCGACAGAGACUUGAAUGCUGCGCACCAGUGUCUGAAGACGAUAGUGAAGAAGUUGAUCCAGUCACUUGCUAAUCUCCCUUCGGAUGCCCAUGUGGUUGCCUGUGCUUCCUUGAGACAAAUCUUACAGAAUCUCCCAGAUGUAUGAGCGUGAGAGACAGCCAGACUACUGCUGGCCCUGCUAAGAGAACUGGAUCUUUCACUUUCCUAAAAAAACUAACAGUGAUGGGUCUUUAUAUUCCCCCAAAAGACUUGAGAGUUCAUGUCUAAAUCUGAUCAAGAGCACCUGUAGCCUUCAGCAUGAUAGCAUGGCGAGUGCACAUAUUUUUAAAGUUGUAGUGCGUAUUUUUUUUUUGGUUUUAUGAGACAAGGUUUCUCUGUAUUGUUUUGGAGGCUGUCGGUCCAGCCUGGCCUCGAACUCACAGAGAUCCGCCUGCCUCUGCCUCCUGAGUGCUGGGACUAAAGGCGUGCACCACCACCGCCCGGCUAUAGUGCAUAUUUUUUAAGUACAUUGACUUUCUGCUGAUUUUCUGACUGAGACAAAGCUCUCUUUGUGGAGAGAAUUGGAUUGUAUACAUAUAUGUAUAUAUUUAUUAACCAUAUUAAGCAUUGGUUUUGACUGAAUGAUAUUUGAAUCUAUAUUUGUAUUGUUGUGGGUUAUAGGGCUUAACAGAGAUGCGUACAUUAGAAGGAUCAUGGCUCUUCACUUAAUGUGAGUGAAUGGGACAUUUAGUGACUGACACAUUCUGUUUGCUGGGCACUUCAUUAUAGGCAAUGACAGUGCUCUUUAGUCAUAGAACUACAGGUGUCAGUCAUUGUGAGUCUAGCAGUGUCAUUUGCAACUUACCACUGGGUAGAAGAACUGCUUCUAAACCUCUAUAUACUUAUCUGUAUAUUUAAGAUAAACUAUGGGUGUGCCAAGCUUAUGUGAUAUGUAAAUACAAGUACAUACUAUUAAAGUGUCAAUGUGGAA